AUGAUCGUGGUGUCUUAUAUCAAUCAUGGUAUUAAAUUGUAUGAGUGGCAUGUAAGUCAUAAAGUACUAAAAGCAUUCACCAGUUCGCUACCUUCACUAAAACCAAAAACGAUUUAUCUAGAGAAAGAUGAAUACAAGAAUCUGUUUCAGGCAAUAGAAGGUAAUACAAAAGGAAGGUAUUAUUUGUUGGUGGGGGAAAAUGGGACAGGAAAAUCACAAAUGGUAUUUCAGGCGAUGGAGAAAUGCAAUCAGUUUGGUGUGGUUAUUUGUGAAGCUCAUUCCAACACAGAAAUAUUUAAAACACGACUGGGUAGAUCAUUGAAUUAUACUUUUAGAGAAGAUUACAUCGGUGGAUUGUUUGCUAGAGAAGCUCCAGAACGAGGUUCAGCAUUGUUGGAUAUUGAGAAGGCAUUGAAUGUGGUUGAGGGGGUGGCAUACAAAUAUAAAGGAAAAUAUAAUAAACCACUUGUGCUCAUAAUCAAUGAUAUUCAUGCAUUAAAAGAUGAUGAAGAUGGUGAAGAUAUGUUAGAACUGUUGCAACAAAGAGCUGAAGCAUGGGCUUCAUGUAAUGUUGUCACAAUGAUUUUUAAUACUGAUGAUUAUUGGGUUUAUGAAAGAAUGAGAACGAGUGCUUCGCAUAUGGAAGUUGUUAGAGUACGUGAUUUGAACAAGGAUGAGGCAAUUGAAUUCCUGAAAGAUAAAAGAAAAGAUAAAAUAAAUGGAUGUGAAUCUGAUGAAGUAUUGGGGAAGAUUGUGAGUGAAUGCAUCGGUGGCAGAAUAUUAUAUUUAAAUAAAUUGGCUAAAGAAACUAAUAUAGAUUUAUUUGAGGCUGCAAAUAAAUUAAAGGAAGAACAGAAAACUUGGUUGAUAAAUUUGAUUGGCUUAAUUCCAAACUUUAAUGGAUUGGAAGUUGAAUCACAACGAUAUGCAGUAGCAGCUUGGAAAUUGAUUCGAGAACUAGUUCAUUCACCAACAAAAGCCAUAUCAAUGGUUGAUGCAAGAUUAAUAAUUGGUAAUUCAAGAUAUUUGAAAAAAUUAGAUCAUGAUGGAAUAAUAAUGGUUGAUCAGGACAAUAAAAUAAAACCAGACUCACAGAUUAGUUAUGUUAUUUUUGAAGAGAUAAUCAAAUCGCCAAACUUCAAUCAGAUACUGAAAAAAGUUGAUCAGAAAUUAGAGGAAACUGAUAAAAAUCAAAGAAUUAGAGAAAUUAUUUGGAGUAAUAAAAACAAUUGGUGGAAAUUUUGGUGA
This is a messenger RNA of Entrophospora sp. SA101, 1248 nucleotides long. The record is from the annotation of a GenBank genome assembly. NCBI's taxonomy places the organism in Eukaryota, Fungi, Glomeromycota, Glomeromycetes, Entrophosporales, Entrophosporaceae.